AUGUAAACAAAACCAAAAUAUUGUUCACAAGCAGUCUAAAAUAUGUGUCAAUAUUGCCUUUGUUUCAUGAUAUAAGACCAUUUAUAUGCAAAAGGUCUAAUGUAACUUCCAACUCAACUUCAUGUUUAGACAGUGUUUUCGUCUACUCAAAGCUGCUGCACUUCAUCACUCUACUAAUAACUGUGUCAUCAUGGAUAUGGCAAAUGGUGUUGUGUGGUUCACCAUAGCUGUUGUUUUCAUCACUGUGGUUAUCAGCAAGGCAACAAAACGAGGAAUUAUGUUUGAUCCAAAAUGUAAUCGUCCACAUCCACCAACAGUGAAGGGUGUUUCUUUUCUUCGAGUUUUACAUACACUUCUUUCAAAGGGUCUGCAAGCAAUGAUCCACGAUCAAUAUACAAAGUUGGGGACUGUGUUCACAAUAAGUUUCUUUCAAUUCAAGGUAACAUUCUUGAUUGGACCCGAGGUCUCUGCUCAUUUUUACCAAGGCUUGGAUUCAGAGAUUAGCCAUGGUAAUAUGAUUGAAUUCACUGUGCCCAUGCUUGGCAAAGAGGUUGGCUAUGGCGUGGACACUGCCACCCGGAAUGAGCAGUCUCGUUUCUCCUAUGAUGCACUAAAACCAUCAAAGUUGAGAAGCCAUGCUGGUCCCAUGAUUCAAGAAGUGGGGGAAUACUUUGCAAAGUGGGGACAGCAAGGCAUGGUUGAUCUGAAACAAGAGCUUGACAAGUUACUCAUGCUAAUCUCGGGCCGAUGCUUACUGGGGAAGGAGGUCAGGGAAAAGAUGUUUGAUGAGUUCUUUACUCUGUUCCAUGAACUCAGUGACAACGGCAUGUGCCUAACCAGUGUAUUAUUUCCAUAUGCUCCAACUCCAUCAAACCGACGACGUGACAAAGCACGGGCCAAGCUCUCAGAGAUGUUGACUGAAAUUGUGAGAUCGCGCAAGAAAUACGAUAAUGUUGAGAGUGAUGUGCUGCAGAACUUGAUAGACUCCAAAUAUGCAGAUGGCCGAUCUACAACGGAAGCUGAGGUCAUUGGACUGAUCAUCACCUUGCUCUUUUUAGGAAAGCACACAAGCACCAUCACUAGUGUAUGGACAGGUGCUCACCUUCUUGCUAGUACAAGGAGCUUGGCAUCUGUCCUCGAAGAACAAAAGAAAAUAGUUAGAAAAUAUGGGGAUGAUCUAGACUAUAAUGCCUUCCUAGAGAUGGACACCUUGCACCGUUGCAUCAAGGAGACGCUACGAAUACAUCCUCCAGUACCAAUGUUUCGUCGUAAAGUACACAAGAACUUCACUGUGCAGACAAAAGAUGGCAAUGAGUAUGAGAUUCAUAGAGGCCAUACACUAAUAAGUCCGGUGCAAUUCAAUGGCAACUUACCUCACAUUUAUAAGGACCCGGAUGUGUACGACCCAGACAGGUUUGGUCCAGGAAGAGAAGAAGACAGAGUUGGUGGUAAGUUUUCCUACACAUCGUUUAGUGCUGGAAGGCAUGCUUGCCUAGGCGAGUCUUACGCUUAUUUGCAAAUUAAGGUGAUAUGGAGCUAUUUGCUAAGAAACUUCGAGCUAAAACUGGAAUCUCCUUUUCCUAAGCCUGAUUGGACCAAGCUAGUGCCGGAGCCUAAAGGAAGAGUAAUGGUGAGUUACAAGAAGCGGGUACUACCUACCAUCUAGAUGGCAAACUGUUGUCUAGCCAUUUAUGCAAACCCAUAAGGACAUAAUCAUGUAUGCUUGUGUGUAUAAUAUGCACAUGCAUGUAUAUAUCAUGUUUAUAAUAGGCACUAGUGUUGUAUGGAGUAAUGGUGCCAUUAGUCACAUAUGGGAUCGAGCUUAAAACAGAAAUUGUAUCGUCAGUCUCGUCGUCGCUGUCGUCGAGGAUAUGCAGUUCUGUUUCUCCGUCAGUCACGCGGCCUCACGCCUCGCCAUACACAUCCUUCCCGGUUCUGUUUGGCCGUCGCCGUUCACGUACUGUUGGCACUAGUUGCCAUCGCCUCGUCGGCCGUCGGCCCAUCCUCUAUAUUUAUCGUGGAUCCGCUGGCAGUUAGCAGUAGUUGAGCGUGCCUUUUCUGGACCGGACUCAGAGGCGAAGCUACAUGUUAGGGGGUGUAAAUGUAGCCUCUAAAAA
This is a messenger RNA of Sorghum bicolor (sorghum), 2117 nucleotides long. Its product is annotated as obtusifoliol 14-alpha demethylase. Lineage: Eukaryota; Viridiplantae; Streptophyta; Magnoliopsida; Poales; Poaceae. Gene Ontology annotation, cellular component: endoplasmic reticulum. The transcript has 2 exons. Gene Ontology annotation, molecular function: heme binding; monooxygenase activity; oxidoreductase activity, acting on paired donors, with incorporation or reduction of molecular oxygen. Gene Ontology annotation, biological process: sterol biosynthetic process. The coding region runs from base 122 to 1666 and encodes 514 amino acids. The record is from RefSeq and is a predicted model, not a curated record.